AUGAAGACGACGACGUUUCUACUACCGCUACUGCGCUUCGUCUCAACUCCCAACACCACCACGGCCACGACAUCCAGUAAUCAACCCCAUCAAAACCUGAGCAACAAAGGAUCAUCAAUAGGAGGAACAGGUGAACCCUUAGCACCAUCAAAAUCGACGCUAUACGUUUCUAAUCUAGAUUACUCCCUAACAAACUCCGAUCUCCAUACGCUCUUCUCUACUUUCGGCCGCAUCGCGCGUGUAACCAUUCUCAAAGACCGUCACACGCUCCUAAGCAGCGGUGUCGCGUUUGUCCAAUUCGUUUCUCGUAAUGACGCCCAACGCGUCGUGGCGGAGAUGAAAAGAAGAUUCUCAUGGAGGACUCUAACUGCUUCUAUUGCUGCUGAUAAUGGACGUGCUCCGGAGUUUAUUCGGAAGCGCGUGUACAAUACUGAGACUGCUUUGUGUUAUGAGUGUGGGGGGCAUGGUCAUUUGCCGUAUGAGUGUCCUAAGAAUCAGUUGGGGCCGAGGCCGCGGCCUCAGCCUAAGAAGCCGCGACGGGGAUUUAGUGGGCUGAGGGAUAGGGAUGGGGAGGAGGAAGGUGAUGAUGAUGAGGAGGAGGAGGGUCAGAUUGCUGCGGAGCAGUUUGACGAUAAUUGGGCUUCUGUUGUGGAUGAUGAAGCGGGUGAAAGGUUGCUGGGGAGAAACAGAAAUGAUGAUGAGGGUUUAGACAACAACAAGACGAAGAAGAAAGGGAAGAAAGUGGGUAGUUUGUGA
Lathyrus oleraceus (garden pea) is the source of this 756-nucleotide messenger RNA. Its product is annotated as U11/U12 small nuclear ribonucleoprotein 31 kDa protein. The transcript has a single exon. NCBI's taxonomy places the organism in Eukaryota, Viridiplantae, Streptophyta, Magnoliopsida, Fabales, Fabaceae. The coding region runs from base 1 to 756 and encodes 251 amino acids. Gene Ontology annotation, molecular function: RNA binding; zinc ion binding. Gene Ontology annotation, biological process: mRNA splicing, via spliceosome. The record is from RefSeq and is a predicted model, not a curated record. Gene Ontology annotation, cellular component: U12-type spliceosomal complex.